AGGGAGAGAGAGAGAAAGAGAAAUGGCGCCUCGGCUCUCCACUAGCUGAGACACAGUCAAAACGAAGGCAACUGACAAGAGCUACAGGACAGAACCCGUCUAUCAGCAGGACGGACAGCAAUUAUGGUGAACACUAGAAAGAGCUCGGAGAACAAGGCCACCAGUCCCUUCAUCUCGGGCCGGACGCGGUCGUCUCAGAGGAACAACCCAAACUUGGACGAGCACAACAGCCGUGUAAGGAAGAGAGAGACACCGGCUCCUUAUUCUCUUCGCCAGCCGAAGGAGACCAGCAGUGAUGUUAACAGCAGUAGCCCAUGUUUGUCCCCACCGCCCAAGCGGACACGCAGGCAGACACCCCCGAGUUCAACUGAUACUUCCCCAAGCCCCAAGAGUAAAGGCCAGAGAGGCACAUGGAACAUGCCUAGACACUGUACCAGGUUGUCCACUGGUGCCUUGCAGAAUGUACACCGCCGAAUGAACCUGCGGGGUGAUACUACAUCAGAUGGGGACCACGGUCACAUGAACGGUCAUGUUGAGCUCAAAAGAAGCCGCCGUGUCAGAAAGAGCCAGUUCGAACACCUCAAUCAGAGUUUACUUUUCGACCAGCUUGUCAACAGUACGGCAGAAGCAGUUCUUCAAGAGAUGGACAACAUCAGCAGCAUUCGGCAGAAUCGGGAAUUGGAGCGCCUUCGCAUGUGGACGGACACUGAACUGGAAAACAUGGACAUGUACUCCCGCGUGAAGAGGAGGAAAUCGAUGCGGAGAAACACAUUUGGAAUGCAGACGCAUCACAAAGCCCUCAGCAAAUCGAAGGACCCCGAAGAGGAGGAAGGAACUGAAGAGUCUCAUGAUGAAGAAGAGGAGGAUGAAGAUGUAGAGGCAGAUGAUGAUGAUGAUGAAGGAGAUGAGGCAGAAGAAGCUGGAGAGGAAAACGACAGACCUUAUAACCUCAGGCAGCGUAAAACUGUGCAGCGUUAUGAAGCUCCCCCAAUAGAACCAGUGAACAGGAGGCAAAGCAAGGGCAAUCUCUUUGACACACACAGAUCUCCUGCAAGAAGAAGCCAUAUUAGAAUAAAGAAACAUGCAAUUCACAGUAGUGAAUCAACAUCAUCAUCUGAUGAAGAACGCUUUGAGAGGCGGAAAAGCAAAAGCAUGAGCAGAGCUCGUAACAGGUGUCUACCCAUGAACCUGCGGGCAGAGGAUCUGGCCAGCGGUGUACUUCGGGACCGUGUAAAAGUGGGUGCCAGUUUAGCGGAUGUUGAUCCUAUGAAUCUGGACAUUUCUGUGAAGUUUGACAGUGUUGGAGGUCUUACCCAUCAUAUCCAGUCUUUGAAAGAGAUGGUUGUGUUUCCUCUACUAUAUCCAGAAGUGUUCGAGAAGUUUAAAAUCCAGCCCCCAAGAGGAUGCCUGUUCUAUGGACCUCCAGGAACAGGUAAGACACUGGUGGCGCGGGCUUUGGCUAAUGAAUGCAGUCAGGGGGACAGGAAGGUGUCUUUCUUCAUGCGCAAGGGCGCCGACUGCCUCAGCAAAUGGGUGGGAGAGUCUGAGCGACAGCUCCGCCUACUUUUUGACCAGGCAUACCUCAUGAGACCCUCCAUCAUCUUCUUCGAUGAGAUUGAUGGUCUCGCUCCUGUGCGCUCUAGCAGACAGGAUCAAAUUCACAGCUCCAUAGUGUCCACAUUACUGGCAUUGAUGGAUGGUUUGGACAGUCGGGGGGAGAUAGUGGUCAUCGGUGCUACUAACAGACUAGACUCUAUCGACCCUGCACUCAGGAGGCCCGGGCGCUUUGACCGGGAGUUUCUGUUCAACCUGCCUGAUAAAAAGGCUCGAAAGCACAUUCUAGAAAUCCACACCAGGGACUGGAGCCCCAAGCUAGCUGAACCCUUCAUAGAUGAGCUAGCGGAGAAAUGUGUGGGUUACUGUGGGGCCGACAUCAAAGCACUUUGCACAGAGGCUGCGCUAGCGGCUCUGCGGCGGCGCUAUCCUCAAAUCUACGGCAGCAGCCAGCGUUACAAGCUGGAUGUGGGCUCCAUUGUUUUGGGGCCGCAAGACUUUGGCCGUGCCCUGCGCUCCAUAGUACCUGCAGGCCAGAGGGCCCUUGCCCCGCCUGGUCAGGCUCUCUCCUGCGUGUUGAGGCCCUUGCUGGAGCCCACGCUGGUCCAAACGCUAGCCUGUCUGAUGCGAGUCUUCCCCCAUGCAGAGCUGCUGCACAGGGAACACACACAUGACACUGACAAUCAUCUGUUGGUGGAGGACUCGUACAGCGAGGACGAGGAGUGUCUUGGUGCUCCCUCUAUAUAUGAAAAUCAGUCAGGAUCCCCGAAGAAAGCAGCUUCCUCAACGACCCAUAAACCCUUUCUCCACUUUACCACUUCUGCCUAUCAGAAGCCGACCUCUUACCGGCCGCGGCUGAUGCUCACGGGGCCUCAGGGUGCGGGGCAGAGCACACACCUGGCCCCUGCAGUGUUGUAUCACCUGGAGAAGUUCACUGUGCACAAUCUCGACCUUCCCACGUUGUACUCAGUCAGUGCCAAAACCCCUGAGGAGUCCUGCGCUCAGGUGUUUCGUGAGGCUCGGCGGUGUGUCCCCAGCGUGAUCUACAUGCCUCACAUCAGUGACUGGUGGGAAGCCAUCAGUGAGACUGUGAAGAGCACCUUCCUCACACUGCUGCAGGAUGUGCCCUCAUUCACCCCGCUCCUCAUCCUAUCCACAGCAGAGACUGUCUACCAGCAGCUCCCAGACGAGCUCAAGUGCAUCUUCAGUCAUUCAUACGGGGAGGUGGUUUGUUUAACCACACCGGGGGAGGAAGCUCGCAGGAGAUUCUUUUCUGACCUCAUUCUGGUGCAGGCAGCAAAGGCGCCACCCCGCAGGAGAAAAACAGUGUGCAAUCUGGAGGUGCUGCCCCUCGCUGAGGACCCCAGCCCUCGACAGCUCUUUCCAGAGGAGCAGAGGCGACUGGUUGAGCAGGAGGACAACACCUUGCGUGAGCUCCGCCUCUUUCUCAGGGACGUCACAAAGCGGCUUGCCACUGACAAGCGCUUCCUCAUCUUCAGCAAGCCCGUAGAUAUUGAAGAGGUGUCGGACUACCUUGAGGUUAUCAAGCAACCUAUGGAUCUGUCCACCAUCAUGAUGAAGAUCGACACUCACAAGUACACAGUCGCCAAGAAUUUUCUAGCGGACAUUGACCUCAUAUGCAGCAACGCGUUAGAAUACAAUCCAGACAAGGACCCGGGAGAUAAAAUCAUCCGCCACAGGGCCUGCAGCCUGAAGGACACGGCGCAUGCCAUGAUUGCCUCCGAGCUGGACCCCGAGUUUGACCGCAUGUGCGAGGAGAUCAACGAGUCCCGCAGGAAGAGAGGGUCUCAGACCACACCGCAGCCGCCCGUCACUCCAAGCGCUGUGGCGACCGGGAAGCCUACAGGAGAAGAGGCAGGGUUAAGCAGUUCUCAGGGUGAUGGAGUGGACAAGCACUGCAGCAAUAACAUAAAGCGUAAACUGAGGAGGCGACCAAUAUGGGGGCGGGGCAUCAUCAGGAAGAAAAAGAUUUAUAAGAAGGAGGAAGCAGAGGAGGAUGAAGACCCAGAAGAGGAGGAGGGGGCAGAUGACUCCACUGCAACAGCACAAGGUGACACUUGUCUCACCCAGGACGAGUCUUCCUGCGACAUCAUGGAGCUCCAUCCUAACAAACAGCCACUGCAGGCCAACGGACACGCCAUCUCCACAGAGGAGGAGAAUUCCUGUGAGCCGACAACUGCUCCAGACUCUCAGGGCCAAGAGGAGGCCAACCAGACCUCCACGGAGGAGGCUUCCAGUGGUAAGGAGCCGACGGAGGCCCCUGUGGUCUCCGCUUCUCAGGAGUGUGUGAAUGGAGACGAGUCUAUGGACAGUGUGGACAGUGAGGCCCAUGGUAAAGAAACAGAGGGAGGUGAAAGCGAAGUGACUGCAGAUUUGGGCUCUAUUAAAGGAAUUGCACUUGAGGAGAAACCAGCGGUGCAGAAAGAAUCAUCUGCCCCAGAAUGCAAUACAAAGGAGACUGUGACUGCAGUGGAGGGAACGUUGUGUGAUGGAGAACAUGAAAAAUAUGAAUCAUCAAUAGGGAAGAAAUGUGGGAAAGUUCCACCUGAAAAGCAGCAUGAGUUGUUGACUGACAGACCUGAGGAACCUCCACAGUUUCUGCCAACUCCUGAUCUUGUGGUUGACCAUCAGCGUCUCAAGAAUCUGUUGGAAUGGGUGGUUUUGAAGAGCGAAGGCUUCAGUGUGGAUCAUCUAGAGAGACUGUACUCUGUGCUCAGCCAGUGUAUUUACCAGCACCGCAAAGAUUACGACAAGACUCGCCUUAUAGAGGCGAUGGAGAGGCAAGUUCAGAAUUUCGAGACAUUCCUGUGUUGAAAAGAGGGCUUUCAGCGAGAGACGUAAUCAGAGUCUCUUUUAAUACUCGAGGGAGAGGCCAGCGUUCCAAGCCAAGUUCCUAACACGGAGUUGGUCUGGACAUCUUGGUCUUAAAUGACAAUGGAAAAAAAAAAGGUGCAGACAAUUGAAACAAAGACUUACAGAGGCGACCUUGGUGCUAUCAUCUCAGGUACCUGGACAGAACCAGUCUACAGAACCAAACACAAAAACUCUGUAGAUUUCGUUUUCUUUUGUUUGUUUCAUAAACUCACGUACAUGCCAACUGCUGAUGACCGUUCUUGGUGCUAUUGGGUGCUAUUGUUUUUUCGUCUGCUGCUCUUCGUUCUCCUCAUAAACAAGCAAACAAAAACCCAGACAAACAGUACGAAACAAAAGUUUGUGAUGUCAAAGUGCAACCUCAGCCUCCGUCUACUGGAAGCGAACACACACUUGCAACACAGAUUCUCACCAGCAGAGGCAAAACUGUAUAAGGAUGGCGUGAGGCCCUAAUGGUCGAGUCAGUUGGUCAUUUACUGUGGAAACAAACUACAUAACCCAUUUUCUACAUUCACCCUCCCCUUGUUACGAUUGUAAUUGUUUUCUACUGGAUGAUAAUUGUAAGAUUCCAAGGCUUCUAUAUUAUGAACCAAGAUUUCCUAGUGAAAAAUGCCCUCCUAUUAAUACUAUUUGUCCCCUUUAAUCUGUUUUAAUAGAAAACAAACUAAAAUAAAUUGAGAGAUUUUUAAUUUUAGUUGUAUAAAAUAGAUCUUUAGGAGAAAUAAAGGAAAUGUAAGACCCAUUGCAUAUUUUCCCUUUAGGACUAGUCCAUUGUUUUGUUUUUGGCAUUUUUCCUGGUAUAACUGGAUUUAAAACUAGAUAUCUGGCGAUUGCACUGCCUAGCAUGUGCCUUAACCCCUAAAGUAGUAUCUUACAAGCUGAAGAACAUCACAGACUUACACAUUUUUGUGACGAGCCACUCUCCUGCUGCUUUCGAAGCAUAUAUUGACCAGGAUCCAUGACCGUCUUUGUUGUCUUGCAGUUUUAGAUACUUGAUGUGUUAAAUCAUUUGCCAAUCUCUUCUCAACGUCUCACAUCUGGUCUCCAUGGUUUGUGUGCAUCAGGUUUCUUGCCCAAAUCAGUUGCAUGUUGUGAUUUUCUUUUGCAAUGUUAUUGUAAUGUCAAAUCAAAAAAUAUGGAGUAAAAAGAAUGCCGCUUUUUUAGCACGAAAAUAAUUGAAGGAAAUGUUGGAAUGGCAGUCUAGGCAGUGCUGAAUUUUUAACAUAAGCAUUAUUUUUGUGUUUGUUUUUUACAUUUUAGUUCGUCCUUUAUAGUGUUGACUUUUUUGCUAUCUUGUACAGUCUAAUGUUGUGCUAAAUCCUUAGUAGUUUGCUAUCAUAUUAAAGGGUUAGUUCACCCAAAAAUGAUAAUUCUGUCAUUUACUCAUCCUCAUCUCAUUCCAAACCUGUAUGACGUACUUUCUUCUGUGGUCACCAUUCACUUUCAUUGUAGAGACAAAAGGUGACUAAGGUUAACGUUCUUUUAAACUGCUUUCUUGUGCACUGGAAGAAAGUAAUAUGGGUUUGAAACAGCAUGAGCAUGAGAAAAGGACUUUUGGUUGAACUAUCCCUUUAAUAAAAUGAUUUCAGUCCGAUUUUGAAAGUGCAAGUAGAAUUAACCAAGUUCUCCCUCUCAAACGUGUUCUUUCAUUGGUUUGUAAAGAACAUUGAUCCAAGUUUGAGUCAUCUUGUCCUUGUCUAGGAUUGGGUGCUGUAAAUGAAAAGGAGAAAAUACCAAAAAACAAAAAAAGAAAACACUCUUUAAGACACAUGCAAGGAAAAAAAUGAGUUAGCUUUGGACUACUGCAGUACAUUUGAGAGAGACAGAACCACAGCUACCUCUGCAAGCUGUUUUCAUGCAAAGAGAGAAAAGGGAUGACCUGUUUACUGACAAACCAUAUUUGUUGACCUCUGUAAAAUCACUUCAUCCCUUCAGAAAUUCGAGCUAAGGUACUGGAUCACCUCUCGUACGUGAAUGACGCGUCAUGCAGCAGUAAUUCUCGGGUGUGUUUGGAUUUUAUCAUUUGUAUUUCAUUUUUGGGUUGUACUGCUUUUGAGCCAAGAAAAGAAAUGGCAUUUUGAUAUUGGUGAAAUGUUUAUACUAUAUAUUUCAAUUUUUCUACAUUUUCAUCCCAUGAUUACUGUUUUGAUUUGAUAUUAGUAUUUUCCAACACAGGCCAUUUUCAAGUGAUGAUUUUUUUUUUUUCUAUCUCUAAUGAUAGAAGUCUAUCUGUCUCUAAUGUUUUGCUUUCUCCUUUCAGUCUGCUUCAUUACCGUUGUUGUGGUGUUUCAAGUUUUGCAAUAUUAGUCACAUUUUCUUGCUUUUUCCUUCAUUCGAUUAACUGUCUGUUUGUUAUUUAUUAAAUUAUUGAACAUUCUUUUAACAUGCAUAUGUUCAACAUUUUGUAAACCGUUUUUUCUGCGGAGACUAAUUGGAAAAUUGUUACGCGACUUAUUAAAUUUGUGCCGAGAUACGAUGUAGCACAUUUUUGUAGCAGGUGUUUUGCGACGUUCAGCAACGGGGGUUUAACUGGUCUCAGGUCUGCUACAUUAAUGAACCUAUUUAUUCCAUUAAGGGUGGAAAGGCUUCUUUUUAAUUUUAAAGUGUUACCAUUUAGGAUGAGACUGACGAUUAUGCGGCUAUUGUGCGUUUUACGGUCCCUCUCCAGCGCCUUAACAUUGGCAUGUUUGCUCGGUGUAGCAUUGGAAAACAAAACUACUGUAAUGCUGACCACUUGUGCAUAAACAUGUUGGUAUGUUUAUCUCAAAUCUGGAAUAAAACUGUGAACAUUUACAAGUAUUAGUUGACGUUUCAGCUAAUUUUCCACUCCAUGUUCACUUAAGUCACCUGUUCUUUGGUCAUUCGCUAUUUUCACAAAUAAAAUGUAAAUGGUAUUUGAAAAGAUGACGUAAAUUUGGCCGUAAAUAAAACCUUCAUGAACAUAACUUGGAAAUAAAAUGUUGCAUUUCAGAAACAUCAUUAAUGUAUUUUUUUUUUUUAGCAAUUUAACACGUAACACUUCAAUCCUGCAUUAAGCUGUUACAAUGGGGGCACGGAAGAUAUACAGUAUGAAGUUCCUUUAGUUGACGCAAGCCUAAAUGUUGCUCUUUUAUUGUUUGAGUGUAGUAAGUCUAUAGAAUAAUAGUAUUUUGCCUAAUUUAGGUGUUAUGAAACUAAACCCACUUUUUCAGUGUAAUUACUGGAUAAGUUCAAGAUCAGAAAUGUACAUUACAAUUUGUCAAUUUUGGAGAGGUUUGUAAAGUAACAAUUUUCUUUGUCAAUAUUUUUAGUUAAUUCCAGCUAAUCAGUAGAUCUAUACCCAUUUACUUACUGAGUUACAAGGUUGAGGGAUUUUUUUUAUUUUUUUUUUUAAUAACAGAAUUUGACCUUUAUUGUACAAAGCAAAUCAAAACCACACACAUUGUUCUGUCCUUCCUUCAGUCCUUCUUUUGUGAAAGUCCUCUUGGAAAUGAUAUAUUUACUGUAAUUUCUGAAAUAAACUGCUGUGAUAUACUUGAAUAAAUGGUGCAAAUUGAA
Messenger RNA from Myxocyprinus asiaticus (Chinese sucker), 7983 nucleotides. Its product is annotated as ATPase family AAA domain-containing protein 2B-like. Gene Ontology annotation, cellular component: nucleus. NCBI's taxonomy places the organism in Eukaryota, Metazoa, Chordata, Actinopteri, Cypriniformes, Catostomidae. The record is from RefSeq and is a predicted model, not a curated record. The coding region runs from base 124 to 4389 and encodes 1421 amino acids. The transcript has 28 exons. Gene Ontology annotation, molecular function: histone binding; ATP binding; chromatin binding. Gene Ontology annotation, biological process: positive regulation of transcription by RNA polymerase II.